AUGUCUAGAAUAUACACAGAUCUUAUAGAAGAAGUAUUGACUAAACUUGAGUUAGAAGGAGAACCGGAAGGUAUAGGAAGAAAUCUUAUUUUUGAUAUUCAAAAUGGAUGGAGGAGGAAUAUACGAGACUGGUAUGAAAAUGCCAGUAACGAAGAUAAACAUACGUUUGAAGAUAAGCGUAUGGCCUACAAUAGCACUACAGAUGGAUACAUAUCUUCCGACGAGGAAUAUGAAAUGAUGGAGGAUACAUCUAAUUUCCUAAUGUGUAUGUAUGUUAAAGUUUCUAGAACUAAAUGUAAAUACAAAUGUAAUUUUAAACAAGGGUUUGUAAAUUUAGGGAAUGUAGACUUUGCUUUUGCUAAUGCACAAGGAGAAUUGGAAUGGUAA
Molecule: messenger RNA, 387 nt
Organism: Vairimorpha ceranae
Lineage: Eukaryota; Fungi; Microsporidia; Nosematidae
Product: transcription initiation factor tfiia-like protein
Exons: 1
Coding region: 1-387 (128 amino acids)
Biological process (GO): transcription initiation at RNA polymerase II promoter; transcription by RNA polymerase II
Cellular component (GO): transcription factor TFIIA complex
Source: RefSeq, a predicted model, not a curated record